Messenger RNA from Ochotona princeps (American pika), 2560 nucleotides. RefSeq names its product family with sequence similarity 169 member A (gene FAM169A). The record is from RefSeq and is a predicted model, not a curated record. The coding region runs from base 124 to 2124 and encodes 666 amino acids. The transcript is spliced from 13 exons. Lineage: Eukaryota; Metazoa; Chordata; Mammalia; Lagomorpha; Ochotonidae.
AACGGCGCCGCCCCAGACAGGCCGGAGGCGGCCAGCGAGCAGCCGCCGGCUCCAUUCAUUCGCGCGGCCCCGCCUCCUCCGCCGAGCCGCCGGAGCUCCCGGGGCGCAGCCGAGUUAACAAGAAUGGCAUUCCCUGUGGAUAUGCUGGAUAAUUGCAGUCAUGAGGAACUGGAAACUUCUGCGGAAGAUUACAUGACAGAUUUAAGGUGUGGAGAUCCUGAAAAUCCAGAGAGCUUUUCUUUUCUCAAUGUUACGAUUCCUAUUAGUCUUUCAAAUGUAGGCUUCGUGCCCCUUUAUGGUGGAGAUCAGACCCAGAAAAUCCUGGCUCUGUUUGCGCCUGAGGAUUCACUGACAGCUGUGGCACUUUACCUUGCUGAUCAGUGGUGGGCAAUUGAUGAUAUUGUGAAAACAUCUCUCCCUUCUAGAGAAGGGCUCAAGCAGGUGAGCACCCUUGGGGAGAGAGUGGUUCUGUAUGUUCUGAAUCGAAUUAUUUAUAGGAAACAGGAAAUGGAAAGAAAUGAGAUCCCAUUUCUGUGUCAUAGCAGUACUGAUUAUGCUAAGAUUCUGUGGAAGAAAGGAGAGGCCAUUGGGUUUUAUUCAGUGAAGCCUACAGGAAGCACGUGUGCCUCAUUUCUCACCCAAAGUUACCAACUGCCAGUUCUUGAUACAAUGUUUGUAAGAAAGAAACAUAGAGGGAAAGAUUUUGGGCUUCAUAUGCUAGAAGACUUUGUCGAUUCCUUUACAGAAGACACACUUGGCUUGAGGUAUCCACUGUCUUCUCUCAUGUAUACAGCUUGCAAGCAAUACUUUGAAAAAUAUCCCGGAGACCAUGAACUGCUCUGGGAAGUUGAAGGUGUUGGCCACUGGUACCAGCGAAUCCCAGCCACCAGAGCAUUACAGAGAGAAGCGCUUAAAGUCACAGCAGUUUCCCAGAAUGAAGCUAAAAGAGCUGUGUCUGGAGACUGUGGGAUUGUGUCUGUUCCAGAACACGAAGCAGGAACUGAAGACCCUAAGACCGGGGAGGCACAGCUAACGAUUGAUUCUCUAAAAGAUACCUUCGCAAGCACUUCUGAAGGUCAUGAUAAAACAUGUCUUUCCACACGUACUCGGAGUGGUCAUCUGAAGCGGCCUAAGAUUGGAAAACGAUUUCAGGAUUCUGAGUUGAAUAGUGCGCUAGGUGAAGAUGAAAAGACCCGGCAGGCUUUGAUAAACAAAUUGGACACGGUGGCGCACACAUCAGAGAGCUCAGAAGAAUUCCUGGAAGAAGAAGCAGAGCACAGAGCGAUUGAAUUUGAGGAUGAAAGCACCGAGAAAGAUGUGCGGCCUGUCCCCGAAUCACAGCCACGCCCGGAGAAGCAAGAUGCUGAAAAGGAAUCUGAAUUAGAGCCUGUGAAUGGUGAGCUGAUGGAUGAGAGCCUUAAGACCUCGCUGGUAACUGAAGAGGAGGACUCUGCUAGUGAGGGGUUAGAUGAAGAACUGAAGGUGCAGUCUUUCAGUUCCAGUGAAGAGCCUACAAAUUUUGCUCCCCUGGUGGUCGAGCCUUCAAAACCCCCUGAGACUGUUGCAGCAGAUAAGAUUCUACAUACGACCGACUCAGAUGUGUUGACAGACCAAGGCCCAUCUGAUGAAAAGGGGUACACAGAAGAGAAACUGCCUUUUGUUUCUAAAAAGAAGGCACAUUUUGGGAGUUCAGACAGUGUCGCUGCUAUGUCCAAUGAAGAUCGACUGGACAGUGGUUUUCCAAACUCUGUGACACCCGAGUUGUCUGAAGAACCUGUCUCUGAGAACUUAUCGCCCAUCCCCACUUCCUCAUUGGAAGACCAGGGUGAGGAGGGGGUAACUGAGCCCCAGGAAACGUCUACUGCUCUUGCUCAGAGUUCUCUCAUAGAGGUGGAACUUGAAGAUGUGCCAUUUUCCCAGAAUGCAGGACAGAAAAGCCAGUCUGAGGAGCAGUCGGAAGCAUCUUCGGAGCAACUCGAUCAGUUCACACAGUCGGCAGAGAAGGCUGCGGAUAGCAGCUCGGAAGAAAUAGAGGUGGAGGUGCCUGUGGUGGACAGGCGGAAUUUAAGAAGAAAGGCCAAAGGGCACAAAGGACCUGCUAAGAAGAAAGCCAAGCUGACCUGAAGAAACGUGGAUGAGAAAAACCCUCUUGUUUGUAACCUUAUUGUUGUUUUUAAAAUAAGGUAAUUAAUAAGCAGCAUGGCGCACAGGACACACAUUUCCAAAGUUACAAUUUGAACUUGUUAACCAUGCAGUUUUUCUCUUCCCUUCAGGAUCUAAAAUUCACCAUUCUUUUUAAUUUUUCAGGCUAUUUGUGUAAAUGCAUUUUUUUUUUUUAACUUUUAUUAACCAUGUAUCAAUUUUGGGAAACCAGAUCAUAUUCUAUUUUGUUUAGCUGGUGGGGCAUCUGACCAUUAGUAUUUCAAAAAAUAACAACCUAAAAAUCAAAGUAGUAGGCUUUCCAUUGCCUGUAAGGAUCACAGAAACCUUUUAUACUAAGGAUUUUAAUAGUUAAACUUGCUGAGGGUUCUUGGAGUUUUAUCUUCAGUAUAAAUCAGGA